UGGUUAACGUGAACCAAGCAAAAGAAAAGAAAGUUCCUCUUGUUUUCAUAUAUAUAUAUAUAUAUGUAUAUUCUCCACCACCUAAAAUAUAAUCUUUCCUUCUAUAUCUUUCUCUCUUAGAUAUCUUGCCUUGCCUCUUGUUAGUACUUCUUGCCCUGUUAUCCACACCUUUUCACUUAAGAGACACAACAAGCUUACAUUCUCUGUCUGGUCCCUUGUUCUGGGCCAAACUACUGAGGAUCCCUUUUCUAGUUGCCUAAUAUUACCUUGCAAUCAUCUUCUUUGGGAGACAAUUCUAACAUGGGGGGUGAAACUUGAUUGAUUCUGACAAUCUCUUGAUGAGCAAAUGGACCCAAGGUGUUCUUUUAAGAUUUACAUAGCUUUCUGAAAGGACCUAUCGUCCCUAUUAUAUGUUUUGAACCCAACGUGUUCUAAGGAUCUCUAGUAUCCGUUGGCUGAUUCUUAUUUUUGAUUUAUCAUGUGUUAUAUCAUUAGCAUGCGCGUAUUAAUCUCUUAAUUUUGAUUAAUUCAUAAAAUUUUACAUCUUGAUGUUCUAUAUUGAGAGAUUAAUUGCAGGUGCUUUCCUUAUUUCAUUGAAAAAUAAUGCUAGGAGAAAAUACAGUUAAUCCUGAAGGAGAAUUCAAGAUCAGUUUUGGUUAUGAAUGCAAUGCCCAUAACAGUUGCUCUUGCAUGGUUCCUAGUGGAUUAGAAAGUCUUCCUGGAAAAAUCCCUAAGAAUAGCAGCUUCUCUCGCUUGUCUGGUGCUGCCUUAAGUGCGAAUGCCACAUUGGCCAACACAAAUAUCUGCAAUGGUGUAAUAGGGGCAGAAAUACUUCCCAGUUGGGAUUCCCCUAAUUCGUUUCGUAGGAUUCCUUCAUCACCAUCUCUUUCAAGGUUGGAUGUAUUAUCAUCUUCUCUUCAAAGCAGUAUGUCAAGCCUAAGUUGUAGUCCACCCACCCCAAGUCCACCUGAAUAUGAUUCUUGUUCAUUUAGAUCCAUGAGUGCUCCUUCUAGAAAUGAAGGUUUUCUUAAUGCAAUGGAAGUUCAAGUGGCAGGUGGAGCUGCUGGUGAAGACAGGGUUCAAGCUGUCUGUUCUGAAGAAAAUGGCUGGCUCUUUUGUGCAAUCUAUGAUGGCUUCAAUGGAAGAGAUGCAGCUGAUUUUCUGGCUGGGACAUUAUAUGAGAACAUCAUACAUCAGACUAGAUUAUUAGAUUGUGACUUGAAGCAGGAUGUUACCGGAACUUCGAACUAUCCACACGGUCCCUUUCAACAUGCUUUCAAGGGAGCUAAUAAUGGUCAUGUAGAGAAACCACCGACAGGAACUUUUGAUAAGAACAAUUCAAGCAUAAAAAAGUCCAUUAAUAAUGCUCUAGUUCAUGAUUCAUCUGAUUCAUUUAGACAGGGGAUGCUAGAUAGCCUUCAGCGUGCCCUUAGUCAGGCUGAGAAUGAUUUCUUGUACAUGGUAGAGCAGGAAAUGGAGGAUCGCCCUGAUUUAGUAUCUGUUGGUUCAUGUGUCUUGGUCGGCCUUCUUCACGGGAUGGAUUUGUAUACACUUAAUCUGGGUGAUAGCAGAGCUGUAUUGGCAACAUACGAUGAGGGCAGCAAUAUGAAGGGCUUUGGGCGAAUAAAACCUAUCCAGCUCACUGAUUCUCACACUGUAGAUAAUGAACUUGAAAGAACUAGAGUGUUGUCUGAUCAUCCCGAUGACCCAGCAGUGAUUGCAGGUGGAAAAGUUAAGGGAAAACUGAAGGUCACUCGAGCCUUGGGAGUUGGAUACUUAAAAAAGAAAAACCUAAACGAUGCACUGAUGGGUAUUCUUCGAGUUCGUAACCUCAUAAGCCCUCCAUACAUUUCUACUGAACCAUCGCUGAAUGUGCAUAGGAUAUCAAAAUCAGAUCACUUUGUUAUCGUUGGCAGCGAUGGUUUGUUUGAUUUCUUCAGUAAUGAUGAGGCAGUAAAGCUUGUGCAUUCUUACAUCAUGAGCAACCCCAAUGGUGAUCCAGCAAAGUUUCUACUAGAGCAGCUUGUAGGGAGAGCUGCUGAUUGUGCAGGUUUCAGCAUGGAAGAAUUGAGGAAUAUUCCAGCAGGUAGGAGGAGAAAAUACCAUGAUGAUGUAACUGUAAUUGUGAUUAUUCUUGGAAUAAACCAGCGCACCUCCAAGGCAUCAACUUGGGUGUAAGUUUUAUGGGACUGUUCUCUGUCUUGCAAUAGAAUAUUUGGUUCUCUCUAUUGUGUAGUUAUAGGUUUCAAAUUGCACAUAUAUGAUGCCAGACCAUGUUGAUCUGUGGAAAAUUUGAUCAUCCUCCAAUUUUAUGAUCUCAGAAUUAGCACGAGUGUUUUUUUUUUAUUCUUUGAACUGUGCAUGAGUGUCUAAAAUAGGACUUUUUAUAUUUUCUUUUGGUCAAAA
This is a messenger RNA of Populus euphratica (Euphrates poplar), 2406 nucleotides long. Its product is annotated as probable protein phosphatase 2C 40. Gene Ontology annotation, biological process: protein dephosphorylation. The coding region runs from base 604 to 2178 and encodes 524 amino acids. The record is from RefSeq and is a predicted model, not a curated record. Gene Ontology annotation, molecular function: protein serine/threonine phosphatase activity. The transcript has 4 exons. Lineage: Eukaryota; Viridiplantae; Streptophyta; Magnoliopsida; Malpighiales; Salicaceae.